This is a messenger RNA of Xyrichtys novacula (pearly razorfish), 43402 nucleotides long. The record is from the annotation of a GenBank genome assembly. Lineage: Eukaryota; Metazoa; Chordata; Actinopteri; Labriformes; Labridae.
UCAAUCAGCAUAAUUUUCAUUUAGCAAAAAUACAUUUCAAUAAAACACAGAAAGCAGGACUUUGAGUAGCCAUAUUUGUUGUGUACUCAGAUGUUUCUGGCAAUUAAAUAUCACCUAAAAUCAUAAAUCUCUUAAAAUCUGUCAGACCUUAUCAACAAAAACUGAAAAUGCAGAAACCUCGUGAAAGUAUUGAGUCUGUGGUAGAGCUGCUGUAUUGGGUAGCACUAGACUGCCUGUGUGUUCAUAAUGUUAUUGCUGGUCGGUGUAUAUGGAUGCAUUUCAAAUACUUUUUUAACAAUACAAUAAAGAGAUUAAAUCAGUUUUAAUAUUUCUUCCGGGUUGAAAGAGUAACAAGCGAUGAUGUUGCAUACCAUUGCCUCUGUUGGCUAUGCACAUCACCUCUCUCUCUCUUUCUCUCUCUCUCUCUCUAUCUCUCCCCAUCUCUCCCCCCUCUCUCUCUGUCACACAGGGCCAGGCAGCAGGCUGAGGCAGCAGCGCGUCCGCCCGGACACACACACACAUAUAUAACACCGCAUAGCGUUACUACCGACUGAAGCGCUCAGUCAUUUUAACGCUCAUACAAAAUGGAUGUUUCCGCUGGUACCACCCUUUGACACUGGACUGUCGCCGUCUACGUGAACAGAAACCUCCUCUCCAGGUUUUCCGCUGAUGUUUCUGUUUCGCCUCGACGACACUCAGAGAGGACCACACUCCCCACAUCGUUAGCUCGCUAAGCUAAGCUAGCCGCGCUAACUUAGCCGUGAUACUUUGAACCUUAUCGGCGUCUGAUUUCUGCCUCGAAGCGAGCCUGCGGUCUUCUGCGCCACAGCAGUGGAUUGAGGUCCCCUGUCACUCAAGGUAAGCGAUUAAAAGAUAUAAAAAAGCCGUACCGUUGCUGUCUAUUCUCUCUUUUUGAGUCACAGUGGAAUAGCGGUGCUGGUAAAGCUUUAAGGUUAUCUAGCAGCAGCAGCAGAGCGGCGCUGUAGCAGAGAGCUUCUUGUUGACAGAAGCAGCCAAGCAACGGGGAGGUGAUGCGACUCACCGUUAAGCACACAUUAGUCACUUUGAUUUCCUGCCAAUGAGCCGACGAAUGCUGUGCCACAACAGGCUGGAAACGGGUUAAAAAACCGACAGCUUUCAUUGCCUACCACGGUGACUCUCGUCAAUACUUGGGGAGCCAUCCUCUGCUGGCGUUUACCUCUGGUUUGUCGUGAAUGGGCCACUGCCAGGUUAACAUUUCCUUACAGUUGCCGCAUUUGACUGCAGCGAGUUCGCCUAACGGUCUAUUCAAAUGACAGUUAAAACACAAGAUAACGCCCUGUAAUGGUUACACCCAUAAUAAUAUUAUGCUUGAGGUUAAACUGUUUGGAUACUAAAUCUUCCGUACUAGUGCUCUUCUUCCUCACGGACGUUUCCUCAUGUUACUGUGAAUAUUUCCAGAGCAUUGACUGUACUGGUCUCCGUACAACUGUAUGUAACCUGAAUGGUGCUGAACAUGAUUUGAGAUAUAACACCGGUAUGAAUGCUGUGUUAAUGUGUAACACUAAAGAGGAACAGAUACUGAACUUUACUGUUUUUAUAGGCUAGUAACAAUGUAGAAGGGCAACCUUCAUCAUGUGGUCAUAGAAGACAGUUGUGCAAGAUGUAUGCACAAGCAAGCACCCUUGUGAGCAGGUGUAGUGUGAGUUCAGAUACCUAUGUUGAAAGUGUAUUGCACGGCUUUGUAUGCUGUACACUUGUGGACAAACUGGAUGCAAGCUUGCAGAUGCAGGAAUGAUUCUUCGUGAAGAUACUAUUGAUAAUAUAAUUUAAAAUAUUAAUCUUGUUCUGAUUUCUAGGUAUAAUUUCCAGCUUUUCUAGGUAUAGUCCUUGAAUCUGAAGUUAAGUUAUAAUUAAAUACAGCUUUAGUACUGCAUCACAGACUGGAAAGAUGAGCUGCGUAGCUGGAAUUUAACCCCCGGUUGGUGCUGUCCUGUGUCCCGAUUAGAGGUCAGAUGAUUUAGCUUAGCUUAAUAGGAGGAAACCAACCAGUGACUGGAUCUUUCCUUGCUGGACGCUGGAUUUUAAGGCCCUCCUGCUUCACAGCUGAACAGAGGUUAAUCACAUUUCAUGUAAUUCAAUCUCAGAGAGACCUUUUAUAGGGUUUGGUUGAAGCAUGUGGGGCCUGACCUAUGUGUGCAUUCGUGAGAAAACGAGACUCAUUGAAUGAGUGAAAGAGGAGAGAGCUGGUGUGCAUGAGUGAGCAGGCAUUAACUGUAAUUAUCUGGAGAGAUAAGAAAAUGGAUUCACUAUCAGUCCUGCAGGAGUGUGCUGUAGCAGAGGAGCAGAUGAAGAUGUAGCGUUGACAGAGAACCAAUUAUAUUAAUCUGUCAUGUUCCUUAAAGGAAGAGAGACAAGGGGCAUGUAUUAUUUAUUCUCUGUGUGCGCGUGUGUAUGUGUGUGGUGAUGUCGGUACACGUGCAGUAUGAGAAUAUGCAGUGUAGCUGGAGAAGAGCUGCUGUAUAUUUUUGUUACCUGUAGGAUUAGUCCCAUGGUGUCUGUGCCUGAGCUGCCGGCUUUGAUCAUGCUCAGAAACGAUGUGAAGUAAAUCUGGAUUACAUUGAAAGAAGCACUGACUUGACCGUAUACAGGUAUAUUAGGAAAUCUCUUGGUUAUGAAGUGUGUACUCAAGACAAUAAGUUCUCAGUGCAGGAAUUUUCCUGACUUUGGCAGUAUGUGUGUCAUGUUCAGGACGUGGCCUCAGAGCUGUAUAUCUGAAAUCAGCCCAGGCUUCAGCCAUGACUGUCCAGCUCUGAAAGGAAAUGAAUCAUGUUCCUCAUUUCAAGGCCGUGGAGUCGGCAUGAUGCGUUUCCUGCCCUGUGCGUGUUGACUGUGUGUUCAGGAGUCGGCAGAUGUGCCUGUUUUUGAGAAAAUCCUGUAUUUGGGAGGGGAGGUGUCAAUUUUUAGGACAUGUUAAGUGAUGUGUUUGGCUUAAAAAAUGAGAGUUCGCAUCAAAUAUGUGGAUAAUAAGAUGUUUCUGGCUGCGUCAUUGUGCUUUUAGCUAAAUUUGAGGGUUUGUAUUACCUAAUAGGUAGUGUGUUUGUUUCUUCUGUGUAAUAGUUAUACAGUUAGUAAUAGUUUUAUAGCAGCAUGAUGUUGAUGAUUGGUCUAAUCAAAACAGAAAAACUAGAAAUUAUAAUUCCUGUGAUCAGAUGAUACCAAGGUGUUUUAUCUUUUUUGUGCAAUUUUCAUCAGAGUGAAGCUUUAUUUUCUAGGUAUCGCAGCUCAGUGCAAGCAAUCGAAAGCCAAAGAUUUCAUGGUAAAAACCUCUGCUAUCAGCUAGGAUUUUUAAGUGUAUGUGUUUGUCAUAGAAGGUGGCUCUAGAGCGUUUAUUGCCCCAAGCUGGUUUGGAACAAUAGCUCUAUUCUGGCUCAUUUCUCCGGAGGGAGGCUGCAGUAUUCGGCGUUCCCGGCACUCUGUGUGCCAGCGAGGCUUGGUUUGGAAUUGGGUUUCCACAGCCACCUGGACCUCUGAGCACAGGAAUGCCAUUGUUCCUUCUUUCAGACUAUGGCCGGAUCAGACACACAUGCAAACACACAUGCAAUGUAAACAGAUGCAGGCAUGUUUGCACCCUUAUUACACAGUAUGCAACAGGAGCUCAUAUCAACCUGUGUGUCCCCAAAACUUAUGUCACCCUGCUUUUGUGAUUUUAUAAAUAGAUACAGCCACUGAGAGCUAACACUAGCUUAAAAAAAAUAACUUUGUCUGAGUGACUAAUUUGUAUUUCAAGCCUUAAAAAGCAGCCACAGAAACAUUAAUUCUUUUGGUUUGAGAUUUUUUGGUGUUAAUUGGAAUGAUUAACCUAUUUAAGACUUGAAGUGAAUGAAAAGCGUUUUAAAAAUGUAAUUAGUGUGGAAACAGUUGCUCAGUUAAUAAAUGAGUUGCUUGACACACAAUCACUCACCAGUACAGCUGAGGGGCAGUAAAUCAUUAUAGUCAUUUUACAAAAAUGUUUUCCUCCACUGUGAGGAAUUUUGAGCCCAGGGCUCAACAAAAUGAUAAAGACAAAUUGUGACUGUUAUCCAUCAUUUUCAAUACCAAACUUUUAAUGAUUUUAUGGGUUAAAUAUUUAAAUAGUUCAUUGUAGCUCUGAAAAGCAAACUUCGAAAGUGUGACCUUGAAAUUGAUUUCUAAAUCCAUUAAUAUAGAUGCAUUAUGUUAACUUAAUGGCAUGACAUCACCCUUAGGCACCCAAUCACUGCACAUAUUAAAGUAAGUGCAUGUACAUGAAUAUGUAAAGGAUGGUGUUUAGUAGUUUAAAGACAAAUUUUAAUCUUAUUUACUGGCUAAAGGUCCUCUCACACCGGGACCGUUUUUGUCGUGUGAUUAUUUCGGUAGAUUUUUCCAAAGUUUUGCAUGUUGCAACGUCAGAUUAUAUCCAACAUGGCCGACCAGCUGAUUGUUUAUGAUCGUUUACACAAACAUUACAAAGAUAACGACCUGAAGGACAACUUGUGGAGAGUCAUAGCGUCGGAUUUCUCAUAUGAUGAUAGUUUUUGUGCUUUAACAGUUUGCUAAACGUCUUUGUUUUAAUUUUCAUCUGUGCUAACGUACGCUAACGGUUGUUACCAUAGUUUCAUGUGCUUAUCUUAUCGCCUCUUAUUGGCUAUAAGUGCUGACAGUUUGGCUUGAGCAUGUGAUGACAUUUCCAGCUUUUCUAGCCAAUCAGAGGCGAAGGAGGCGGGACUUUCCCUGGGAAAAGUCUUCCCCAGGAUGCAUCUUUUUCCCCCUGGAAAGUCGCAAAAUCGCAUCGGGCUUGAUGUGUAGAGUCAGGCACGUCAGAAUUCACCUCCGAAUAUUUCGUAAUUUCGUGUUCUACAUUCACGUCGGCCCCGAUGUGUAAAGACCUUUUAAACUGAGGUUUUUCGUUGUUUGGUGUGUCAGAGCAACAGUAUGUUGUUCGAGCAGUCAUGCCAAAGCAGUGGCUGUCAUCUGUGGCUCAAAUGCCUCCCUACAUCAGCACACCUGAUUCAAAUGACCGGUUUGUUGUCAGCAGCUGGUGCAGUUGAAAUACCAUCGAGCAAUUGAAUCAGAUGAGGAGAGAGAAAACAAGACCUUGGUCCUCACUACAAAUGGAUUGCUGCUGCUUGCACCAAGAAUCCUCAUUCGCCCUCCCAUCUGCAAUUAUAUCCAUAAAGUCUGUAUGAUGGGCUGAAUGGAGCUCAAGCUGAUGACUGAUUUAACCUCUGCUUAUUGUAGAGAUAGUAAUGGCUCCAUGUAGCUGCACACACAGCUCAUGCACAAACUCGAUAAAGAGUUUUUGUUUUUACACUAGAGCAAUUAGCACCAACUCUCUGCAAACAAUGAAAUUUUAACUCGAUCAGUCACUGUCUUUUUGGCUCAUUUGCACAGAUUUGGCUGGCACAAACACCUUCCAAUCCCCUGGUGAAUCAGGCCCAGAGUGUUCAAAUGUUUUUCAUGCAUAGAUGCUGAAACUAGUUAAUGGAACUGGCUCGAGUUUUGAAUAUUGAAUAUACAAAAUGUAUAAAACCAUAUGUUUGAUGUUUGUUUUAUAAUGAAAUUAGCUUCUUUUGUUUUCUUUUGGUAUACACUAAAACCCAUGAUGUUUUGGUAGCACACUGAUGCUUUGAGGCAUACAGACACUUGUGUGUGUCCAGGGGAUGAGGAGCAAAUGUUAGGGUUGAUAUAUCAAAAGAAACCUCAGAGACCCCCCAAAAAAUAUAUAAUUUUUUUCCCAUAGAGCAUUGAGGAGAAAGCCGAGAACGUAGUGGCAGCCCCUCUAUAAUCUGUUCCAGUCUGUGAAAUGUCACUCUGACUUUGUUUACUCUGAAGUUGUCUCUUUAAUCAAAUCCUCCUCUCACAAGAAAACAUUGAACAAUCAGAGGCUGUCUCUCUGACAUGUGAUUACUUCCCUGCCAGCUACUCCUAAAAGGUGGGUCUUGUUUUUUAAUAAUGUUGUCUGAUCACAGAGCACAUCAGACAGACUUCCUUUACAUUUAGCAGCAUCUGUCGUUGUUUUACAGCCAGCAGUGCAGCAAAAUAACUGACACCUGUGUUAUAUAUGCACGAGCAGAUCUGACAAUUUUUUCCACCUUCAUUAGAAAAGAAAUAGCAGAGAGUGACUGAACAUUUGCAGUCUAAAGAAUGGGUUUGGCAGGCCACAAGAUCCUCAGGUUGGUGCUGCAUUAAAGCUAGGGCCAGGCGAUAAACCGAAAAUUUACCAAAAACGAAAUUUACAACAAUAACCAACAUCAUUUUGCCCAUGUCAAUGUAUCCGGUGUCAAAAAAUAAAAAAUAAAAGUUGUUUUUGGAUGUGUGUAAGUAGGCUAUGGUCUCAUGUCCCUUUAAGACACUGUCCUACAUCAGAGAUGUGACUCCACCCCAUUCAGUCCGAAACAAAGAGGGAAAGACAGGUGAGGAGAUGGAGGACGGUUCAAAAGUUGUAGCGGCUAGAGUGGCGGCUAAAGAAGAUGAAGUUAAUAUGGGAGGGGGUGAGCGGCUUGUGGAGUAGUUAUUGUCCAUUUAUCGUUAUUGAGGUGAACUGCUCAAUAUAUCGUGAUAUUGAUUUGAGGCCAUAUCGGCCAGCCCUACUUACAGCAUAUAAAAAGGAACUAUUUACAUCUUAGAUUAAAAGUGAGAUAGGAUAGAUGUCCCUCCUGUUUAACCUUCUUAUCCAUCUUGAAACAGGCUGCCUCAACAAAGUGCAGACUGUACAGAAACACACUCCGGAUGUUGAUUGCUAGUUUAGUUGUAUCAGAUCAGGCCGAGUCUGAAAUGUUUGAUCUUCAGACAAAGUGAGAGAAACAGAAAACUUAGAGAGAUGAGAGGGAUAAAGAGAUAGCCAUCAGCGGCAUUUAGUGUUAUUUUCCUAUGUCCUUGUGGGUUUGCAGGCAGUUCAAGUUUUUUGGUGUGUGUGUGGAUGUUUGUUUGUGUGUGUGCGUGCAUGUUCCUAUGUGUGUCCUCUGGUUUUCCAGCAGGUCACAGUGGGGAUAGAGUUGCACAGAAGUGGGUCAGCUCGUGCCACCAGGGAGUCUUGGAAGCUUCAUGCUCCCUCUCAGACUGGGACCAGCUUAAGACAGACACAAACAUGCAUCUCUUACUUACAUCGUACAUCGUUUGUAGGCAUCGAUUGUUGAUUGCGGAUAGACCAUGAAUGCAGCGUUUGUCAUUCACAGUGAUAAUGAGUCUUCUUCACUGCCCUCAACAGCUUCUCUUGAAAUGGUAAAGCCUUCAAGACAAAAAAGCAGCUGGCUGGAUCUAUGGGGCUGUAUGUUCAGACUGCAUAUAGAUCCUCUACGGAUGAUUCAGAGCCUGUCACACUGUGUGUGUGUCUCAGCUGGAUGGACUCGCUGUUUCUGCUGGCAUAAUGAUAAGGAAAUAGGAUUUAGCCCAGUAUUCAGUUGAGGUUUAUUUCAUCUCCUCUCUGCAGCCUCUUGUUUCCUGCAUUGGUUCUCCUCUGACGAGGAAUGAAUGGACUGUUUUUGCAGUCUGCCUGUCUGAAUGUUCUUGUUGUUGGUGCUGAAUUGAGACAACAUCAUUAGGUAAUAAGUAGACAGUAAUAUCACCACAGCACAAGACAGAAUUUUGGUGAAAUAUGGGAGAGAUCAUGCUCAAAUUACUUUAAAUGCUAUUCAAAAAAAGGGAUCAACACACUGUCUUUUUUAUAAUGAGCUGGUCUUGUGGAUAAAGUCUGCAUCUGCUGCCAUAAUUCAAGCGGAGUCAGGUGCAAAACUGAGCAGAGCUUCGUUUAAUCUGCAGGCUAGAGUACUCAGUAAUUACCACUAUUUACACAAGCUUGUGGAGAAACUUCCUGGAGAGAACUCAAGCCUGUGAUACAUUGCUGAGGUUUUGAAUACAUAAAUAUUUUGCAAAAGCGAGUCCCAGCUUGUAAAUGAUCUGCAUUCCAGCAAAUGAAUGAUAGUUACUUCAGCAGACACUGUGACUUGUUUAUUGUCACUGAGAGUGGUUAACACAAAUUAAGGAAAGUUGUGUAACUUUAAAGAAAUAAAUAAAAAAAUUAAACUAGAAGAAACCUCAUUUAGAUUGUAGCUCUGAAGAAGAGGGAGUCUCAUCAUUUGGUUUCUUUUCUCUUGCCUUUUUCUACCUCCUUAACCCAACUGUAUGUUCUCUAAGUGCAUGUUCUUACAUGAAGGGCCUUUAUUUCAAAAUGACCUCAGUAGGGAGGACCUUCCUGCAGAUUAUUACAGUGACAUAAGAGAGGAAAUAUAGAAAAAUGAGAUGUUGGAGUGUUCCCCCAACAGACACGAUCUCUUUCAGUGGUUUUGAGAGUUGAACUAAGUCAUUGUUCAGUGCUAUAUGAUACUGAAGUGUGAUAAGCUACUAUGAGUAUUUUUGUGGUCAAUCUGGCUCUACAUACGGUUUUUACUUCUCUUUUGUGAUGCAGCCUCACUCAUAGGUCAAUGUGAGAAAUCAGGAGUAAACCAUGAACUUAUAUUCACUGCGCGGCUAAAAACCUGAUUAAAAUAAUCUGUGUGUGUCACAUAUAAUACUUUGUAUUUGUUUUUAAAGGGGAUUGGAUGUGUUCAGAAGUCCCCAGUGGUCCAAAAACAUUGAGUUUACAGCCCUAGGAAUGAGACAAAUUCUAUGACCCCAAGGAUUUAUAUCUUAAUGAUUUGUGAGAAUUGCCCAGGGUAAGCUGAACUAUGAAUACAUCAUGUCAGUGUUGGGAUACAGAUACCACAAUAGUGUGUAAGAAGUGUAUGGAUCUAUUUUGUGUGUGUGUUGAAAAGACAAUACAUAAUUCAUUUUAUAAGUCGAUGCUGAACCCUGCUUCCUCUGGUCUUGUCAGUAUUCAGAUCGUGUUUUCAUCAGUCCUUAUACACCACCAAAUGUGGUUACUGCUUUGUUAGCUUAAAUGAAAUCCAAUUGGAUCAGAAACUGUAAUUAACUUGUUGUCACAGGAAUAACAGGCUUUUCCUUAGUACUUGUCCUCAUCCCACGGCGUGUUUGACUUCACAUACCGUUCCUGCUCUUGGAUCGUAUGAAGCAGUAAGUCGAGACUUGACCACCCGAGUGGAGUAACUGCACCAGCUCAGUCUCGAAGCAUCAAGUAACCCUACACCUCAUUCACCUCAGCUUUAACAACUGCCUUCUUUGUGAGGGUUUGCUGUUCACGUGUCCCUGUGUUACAUACAGUUUCUGUUUCAGCCUGAGGUAUGACCCUACAGGAAGAGACAAAGCUUCCAUGGCGACCGCCCUGCUUCUUGUCCUAAUCUCCCCACCUCACUGCACAUGCUAUGAGAGGAAGCGAAAUAUGUCCACUUUCUGCUGACUCAUGAUGAAACAAUGAUACUCCAGUAUCACUGGGCGCUGUGUCCUUGUUUGUGAGCCUUAAUGUGUUUAGAACUGUAUUUUUUUUAAAGAUUAUUUUCAGCUUUUGUGUCUUGGUUGGUGGAUCAGUUGGACACAAAGAAGAGAAAGUUGGAAAGGACACAACAGGUGCCCAAAAGGUGCUCCUUGAUUAAUGAAAGUGUCACUUACUGAGAAAAUUUCUUCUAGAAACAUAAAAUAUGGGUCUUUCUUCAGAGUGCUGAAAAUGAUCUUGUCCGACACCUAUUCUCUCACAGUGGUCAGAGGCGUUAAAAAUAUCUUCGUAAUAAUUUACAUUCCAAUCAGCUCCUAACUUGUGGUCGAGUCAUCUAAGCAUUACACAUGUAGGGUUUGAAUCAUCUAAUUAAUGUUGCUAAAAUAAUCAGGGGCAGUAUGGGAUCAGGGAUGAGGCAACGUUGUACAAAGUCCGCUAUCAAUUAUUUCUUCUUUUCCUCAAUACCAAUGAUAGUAAAAACUGGUUAAGACCAAAAUCAAAUCAAUUGUGUCCCGACAAAAGUUAACUCUUCCCAUUUUUGAUUCGAUCUUUUAAAAGCCUUACCUAACUGUCUCAGUGAUAGAGAUUUAUUGGCAAUACAAUAUUCCAAUAAAGACGAGAAACCAGUUUGACUUCCCUGUCAAAGCUAGGGCGGCAUCUUCAAGGUGGUUUAUAUCAUAACAUUUUGCGAACAUAGCUUCUCCCCAAAUAGAAACGUCGUGAAAGAGUGAAGAGAACUAGAGGAGAGCAGAGAGGACAGACCCCUGCUGUGGCAGUUCUGUGCUCUGUCUUUGUAGUGUGACAGAGCCAGCUAUCUGCCCCAGGCUUACCCUGACCCAGGUACACUUCUCCCCCCUGGGCUCACACAACCAUCCAUCUCCAGCUCUUAUCUGCUACCAGCCUGCUCCUCCGACUGACUCCACGCAAUGUGUGUACGGUCUCUGUGUUUGUGUGUCUGAGGACUCAUAGAGUGCAGUUGUUCAGGCCUGGUCACACUGAUAGCCGUAUCAACAGUUACUCCUGGCUGAUGGACUGCAGAACAACAGGCCCAGUGUUUCCCUGAGAGUGUGUGCAAGUGGGUGUGUUUGCUAAGCCAUCAGAAAUUGCAUUUCUACAAGCCACAAAUGUCAGAUACACUGUGCUCAUGUAUCUUUGGAAUGUGUGUGUGUGUGUUAUGUGUGUGUGUGUGCUUGUUGUGUGCCUGUGCGUGUGUGUGCAUGCUGCAGCCUAAUCUGCCAGAGGCUGGGAUGUGGGUCAGUGUGGCUGCAGUUCAGUGUGGAGACGGCAGCAGGAUACUGCCUUUGUGCUUACUGUGGGGAAAUGAACUGAUGAAAAUGAAAACAUGUACCUUAUAAUCCUAAAGCAAAUCACUCAACAACUUACGCUUUGUGUUUGAGAUUUAAAUCAUUUUUUUUAUUUUACAUUUAACGUAGACCUGCGACACAGUUUGUCAGCAAUCUCAGUCUGAUUAGUAAAAUGUCCAGUGGUUGGGCGUUGGGUAUUUUCACCGACAUAUUCAAGCAGUCAAAAUGAGUCUGAUUUUUCCGACAAUCUCAUGUCAGCUGUUGUGUAAAUCUAUAACCAUCUGUCUGGUGGAGCUGCUUUAGACUGUAUGCAGUGUCUGUCCUAGAAAACAUCAUUUGGGUGGUUUGAGUACAGGAAUGAGGAUUUGGGAGCAAGCAGUCUGAAUGUACAGGCAUAAACUAAACCCUAGCAUAUGAAAAUUGGGACAGCCACAAAUGCAGAUCAUUUUUCUUGGUGAUGCCUUGCUAAAUGCUUUCAGAGAUUUGAAAUAGAAUUGUGUGAUUAAUUGGGUUUCAAUUUUAAUUACAAUUUUGGCUCCUCAGGAUCUUAAUUUUGAGUGUAGGAUCCGAAAGUUAAGCUUAGCUCACGUUAUAUCAGCUGAUCCUGAGGCUAGCCCGUAUCAGCUGACAGCCCAGCUAAGAACCCUCAUCAACCCUCAUCUGCUUCUUCUGCGGUUUCUGCAACAUGUCGUUCUGCAGUAGUACAAACCAUCAUGCAGCCACAGGUGGAGAAAGGGAGAGAAGCAGAACGAGGCAAGUUUGUGUGUGUGUUCGUUCGUGCAUGCAUGCGUGAAAAGCCAAGGGACAGAGGCUUUAUGAAUUAAAAAAAGACGAAGAGUUUUUUUCUGCUUAUUCGUGUUCAUUUUCUUUCCCUUUUUAUAUUUCAAAAGAGCUCAGAGGCUCAUGGUGGAAUUCAUCAGCACUCAAAAAAACAAAGGUAUUGCUGAGCAUUUAGAGCUCACAAUGAAAGCUCGUUGGAUUAUGUAAUGUGUUUUUGUGUGUAUAGAGGAACUACUGACUUACCUGCUUAAAUGAAUUAUGAGCUGUACGUGCUUGAGUUGGAGGUCCAUGUAUGUGUACUUAGAGUUGUAUGAACGUGUUGUGCUUUUUAAAAAAUGGUGCUAUUACUGCCUUCAUAGAGAUGGUAGGACAGUGGAUAGAGUCAGAUAUUGGGAAGGGGGGAGGAUCACAUAUAAAGGGACAGAUUUGAACCCAGGUCGUCUGCCUGGAGGACUAUGGCCUUUGCACAUGGACCACUUGACUCAGCUACUGAGAUAAAUUUGCUCUGGUCUGUCAAAGCCAGAGGUUAAUAUGGACUCGGUGUGCAAACAGACGGGUAGGUUGCAUAUACAGCUAAUAGAGGAUGUCUCAUAUGUUGACAAAUGAGUUUCGCUGCUCUGUUUGAACAGUGAGAUUUAAAAAAGCCAUUCACUGCUGAGAGAGAGGACUACAAAUGUGCUUUUUGUUGUGGUUGAAAAUAGAUAAAUACAUUUUGUGUGACUCAGUGAGCUCAGCUCAGCAGAUAAUGUGAGGUCUCCAGAUGUCUGCUGCUGCACAUGUAUAAUUUCACCCUAAUUUUGUGCUCAUUAAAGUUGUGUUACAUUAAAAGCUCUUACUCUGCCUUGUAGGGAAAGAGGUUUAGUAAUGUUUUGGAAGUGUGCGCAGUUAAAAAGCAGACUUUGCCCUCUUAAAAACCCACAUGCUUACAUUAAUAUUCAUACCCUUUCUUGGUGUGAUCUCAAAUUUAUGCUAUAAGAUGAUGAUAAAGCACCGUUAGUGUGGGUGAAGUGAAUAAAGGUUGUCCCAUACUACAUAAAGGGUUGAUUGUGUCAUUUGUUUUAGCAAUACAGUUUCGACAUUCAUAAAUUUGCUUAAUGUGAAAUAACUUUUCAGGGGCAUCUUCAAAUGCUUCUUUGGACACCUUCACAUUAUGUAUAUUUUGCAAGUUACGCUCCUCUGACUUGUGUGUUUUUCUGCUGCUGUAUGCGCUGCAACCACUCAAGCUUAUCUGACACAUUGAACACUGUCACUGUGACGUCAUUUUAGAGAUGCAGCACGAUGAAUGACAAGUUGGCUUUCUAUUGCAAAAAAUACAGGUGUUUCGCAAGAUUGUUACUGACAAGGGGUGGGAGAAAAAAACGAUUCACAUAAGUAUGUGAUUUUUUGUUUUACAACUUUUAAAUCGAUUUUUAUGUUCAAAAAAAAAUUUUUUUUUCUUUCAAGUUUACAAAUAAAUCUUGUAAACUGACUUACAUGUAAUGUGUAUUUUUGGGGGAAAUAUGGUUCCUGGAAUAUUCAGUAGACAAUCGUAAUCAUUCAACUGUUUUACUAAAAAAAAAUCGACAAUAUUGUAGAAUCGCAAAUUAAAUGGAAUCUGCAUCCAAAAAAUCAUAGAAGAAUCGAAUUGGGAAAAAAGCAUAUCGUCCCAGUCCUGUUACUUACACAAACACAUUUGUUUUUACUUCACAAAAUAUAGUAUAUGAUAAAUAUACUGCAUGUUAUAUAUAACGUACAAGAAAAGAAGAAGAUUAAAAUAAAGGCUGCAGUGAUUUCUUUUACCAGUUCAUUUAUUGACCAGCUUUGGAAAGGUCUACAGCUGCAGUUUGCUCCUAUGUCACUAGAGGAUGAGAUUUACUCUGGAGAGCAGCUAGGAAGUUUCUCCUCGGUUGGGAAUGUUUCCUGGAGCAUUUGAACACACAGCUUGGGGCAUGCACACACUUAAGCUUGAUCCUGUUAACACGGCUGCUGGCCAGAGCAGAGACAAGCCGCCAGAUAGGGAACUGAGAACAAAUCACACGCCUCCAGAUGUCACCGAAAACACACAGAGAUAAAUGGGAAAGUUUGCGGCUAAAUCUGUUCUGUGUAAUCAGUCAGGACACAGAGGGGGGAAAGGUACAGUGUGUUUGUGUGUGUGGUUAUUGUCAUCCCUGUCAGGCCCUUCACCAGCAUACCCUCUGUACCCUCUCCUCUACAUAAACAGGAAGCUGAUCUGUCUUUCUGAUACUUGUUCCUUUCAUGUGUCCUUUUAUAUUCUCUGGUACUCCCUCUUUGUUUUUCUUCCUACAGACCCCCUCCCCCCCCCAGUGAGUUUGUACAGUAGAUCUCGAGAGUGACAGGUCCCCUGCUCCCAUAGCACAUCCUUAUUAUAGAAAGUAAAGCAAGCUCUUUUGUUUCAUCUAGGUUAAGUGUGACAUAUUGGUGUCCAGCUGCUUCUUACCUAUUUUUCUUCAUGCUCUAUUCCUGGUAUUCCUGUCCUCCUCCCUGGGCUUCCCCUGGAAAGCUGUCAGAAAUGUUGAGCUACAGCUUCACUUGCAUGCGAUGCUGCUAUUGCCAUCUUUUGUUACUUUUCCUCUAGUCCCUAUUUAGCAUGGAUUCAGCGUUUGUGCGUGCAUAAGGGACAGCAGGGUCCUCUGGGCCUUCCUUUCCCACACCACUGGAGACAUGAGGUGAGUGAGAGCUGGAGGCCUGCCUGGAGGUGGAGGUGCUGUUGGCACAAGAUUGACAGAGCACUGUUUGUUGUUGUCAUCCUUGGACUCCCUCUGUUCCAACAUAUGCAACAAACGGAGUCACGUUACACAUGUAGAAACCCUUGCUGGGAACACACAGACACACACACACUAUGCUUACAGCAAGCUAUCACACAGUUUUGAGAAGACACCUUUCUUCGUCUCCCCUCUUUCCUCAGUGUCUUUCCCUGGCAGUCUUAACAGUUUUGUUUUCUGCUUCACCAUGGCUGGCUGGUCACGCUAUUCAUGCUGUGCUUGGGGAAAUUGUGAAAGACUGGUUUGACUGUCUGUUAGUUAAGGCUCAGCCCACACUUCUCUAAACUGUUGAAAAGGAAGGUUGUUUCAGGGCUCCUCUACUUUGUGGCCACAGUUCUGCUUCGAAGGCCUGACUCUCACUAGUUUAAACAUGCCGACUUUAUGUUUCAAGGUGCCGCAAUAUAAAUCACAACCCGUAUUAUGUGUGUGCUGAUGAUGUGUGACUUUACAGAGAGAGAAAAAGCAUGUGCAUGCUGGCAGAGAUUUCAUCAUAAGCACACCCAUGAGCUCAUCCUCACUUCUGGAUUUGUUAGUCGGUCUCGCUGGUUGUUUUUUGGACGUAUGUCAGGAAUUACGUAGGUUUGGACUGAAUGGAAAGAGGCCUGCGUGGGAGAAGAGAUAGACUUGGCAGAUUCACUCAAGGAGGUUUAGUUUGGGUCAUAGAUAGAGGCAACAGUAGGGUGGGAUAAUGAGGACUGAGUCCUUUGGUUCUCAUGAGUUUUCAGUAUUGAUUCUUCUCAGCUGGUCGCAGCUGGAGAGAAAAUAAGCAAGCAAGACAAGAAUUAAGUUAAAGUCAUUCAGAACCAGUUUGUCUUCCCCAGGGAUAAAUAAAGUGUUCUGAUUCUGAUUCUGAUCUGCUUUGGAGGUCAGUGUGGGUACUGAGACCAAGGCAUCAGAUUUUAUCGGUACAUUUCUGCAGAGAUUGGAUGUUUUAGAGUUUAGAAAACAGUUGGUUCAGUAAAAGUGAUGACCAGGUCAUGAGUAUUUUCAGGGAUGUCCUCAUCAGAACUGCCGGAUCAGAGCUGAUCUUGGUGUUUUUUGUUUUUUUAAAAAUUCAUUUGGGAUCAGCAGUUUGAGCCCAUCAUUUACGUCAGCUGUCACUGAGCACAGUCUGUGGCAAAACACUUAUGUUCACCUAACUGUAUACUCAACAAGAAAAUAAUAAACAGAAUAGGAAUGUGGAAUAUGUGGAGUUAAUACAGUAAUUAAAUUAUUUUAGUUUUUAAUUAUUGAAUUUGCCUUCGGGAUAAAUAAAGUUAUUCCUAAUCCUCCUGGGACACAUGGUUCAAAAGUUAAAGACGUAAACCAAACAUCAGGACCAGUGGCUGACCGAGCACAAUAGCCACUGCUGAUCCAGAUUGUGAGAGAGUAGGUCAGCUGAUAUAUGAUACUGAUAACACAUCGUGUUUGUUUUUUGUCUACUUAUUGUUGAUUUUUUUUGUUUGUUUUAGUUUUGAUAAAUUCAUCAAAUUAGUUAUUGUGCUUCAUACUGACAAAUUGAUCACAAAAUUCUUUAACUUAAGUUUUUGAAAUAGAUGAAGAUAAAAAUAUUUUUUGUUUGAAAAAGUAUUGCUGCUGUGACUGAUGUUAGUCUUACAACAGACUAGGAAUGGGCAUUUUGAGAAAGUCCCUUGAUCGAUUAUAUUAUAUUAAUUAACAAUCAAUCAUUGAUUGAAUUAAAAAAAAAUAAGCAUAAAAGUGUUUUUCCUCAUUGAAAUCCCCACUACCACCACCAAGCUGUUGUUCAGCACUGCGCACUACAUGCUCACUUGCACUUCCUACCUGCCUGGCUGCCGUGAUAACCGUUGUUUUUUACUCAUUCAUGAGAUGCUAAAAUCUAGGACAUUUCCUGGGACAACUUUAGCCUGGGACAGGUCAGCCUAAACUGGGACUGUCCCAUGAAAUCGGGACGACUGGUCACCCUACAGAUCCUUCUUGACAGAGAUCACCUCCAGAUCAGCAGAGGUUGAUCUUUGCUGGAAAACAGCUGGAGGAUGCACACUGUCAAGCCUUUUUAAUAAGGUUAGAUCGUUCUAAAUAUUGCGUGAUCGACAUAAUUCUUGGUAAAUCAAUCAUCGAUUAAUCAUGCCCAUCCCUACAACAGCUGUUGGAGCCCUAAUGUUUGUCUCAUGCCAUUCCUCAGCCUAACUGCACCUUAAUGCCCAAUGUUUACAUUCUUGGUCAAGUCAAGCAGCCAGGAGCGGCCUCCUGCCUGGAGUUUAAGUGUGCAGUAUUGCAUUGCAUACCAGUUUGGUGGGUCUCAUACAGCAGAGCAUGUAAAACAGAUCGUACUGCAGUCCUGUCAACCUGCAGUCGACUCAGUAGCAGACACACACACACACACACAGUGUAUUUCUGUAGUGGAUGCUUGAGUCAGUGAAGUGUUUGUCAACAUAAUGUCAUGUACCGCUGGCAUACCUCACUGUUUGGACAGGUUCAUCUCUGCUCACUUGCGUUGCAUUACACAUCUGCUUAAGUGCCCAUCUGUUCGCCUAACCGCUCAGGCAUUACAUCUUGAGGUGUGUGCCUCUUUGUGUCAAACAUGUGCAGCAGUUUAUAUAACCACUACUUUCUGUGGCUCAAAAAGGACAGGGGGCCAGGGUUUACAUUUAUCAAAAAAGCAAUUCACACCCCGGUGGCAGGAGUGCUGCGUUUGCUGCAUGUAACUUGGAAGACCUCCCAGCUUCACCGCAUAGCUGGAGACGAGCCCAGAAAAGCACACAGACAUGCAUAUCUCCCUUUGUUAAAAUUCAAAUGUGUUUUAUUCUCAAGACAGUGAGAAAGUACAGUAUUACAAAACCAUGAUGUUCACGUUUUGAUCCCUCAGUCUCAGCGUGUUCAAUUGUCUUCGUCUUUGUGGUUGCUCUUUUGUUGGGUUUCCUUCCUAGCGCUCAUGUAUUGUCGACAGCAUGAGACGAGCAGACACAGAAUGUGAAAAAGACAAGGUUUUUGCUAUGCUGGCAGAGAGAGAUGGGUUGCUAUUUGCACUGUAGCGUUGCGUGUGGUUUCUGUAGGUUUCUCUUGUAAUUCGUCAGGGGAAUCUCAUGAGUAUUUAUAGAAGCUUUUGCUCGUCCUUCCUCCAAUUGGCAGAUGGAUAAGGUUCCACUCAAACUUUGUGGCCGUGCGAGUGAGAUAAAUAAAGGACUAAUACAGAAGAGAAAGAGAGACAGUCUGACAUAUGUGCGUUAGAUGGAGGGAGAGAGUGACAGACGGAGAGUAAAAGAUGCAGCAAGUGAGGAGUUAUGACUCACCCUGGAAGAGAUACUUUGAGAGGCCAGGAUCCUUCUCAUACUGAGGCAUACCUGCACUGCAGUACAGCCUCCUCAGACUCACUAGUGCAGGAGCGUGUGGGCUGGCAGGAAGAGAUUAAUAGUAUUAAUAGGUUAUUCUUUUUUUUUUUACAAACUCCUAAUAUGCACACAGGCUGAUGCACAGCUUGGUAAUAUGAAAUCCCACCGGACCCAGCAAUGGCUUGGCUUUGAAGUAGGCCAAGGACCAGAUUGAAGGACACACACGUACACACGCAUAAGCCCAAACUGAGUCAUAUUCAUUCUCAUCUUCAUUCUCUGUGGAUUUUUCAAAAAUAGCAGAUUAAUCCUGUGAAAUGAGCAGUUCUGAGAAUCCGUCAGUUGUCCAUCCCCAUAUUACUCUGUCUUCUCCCUCUCUCUUUUCAUCCCCCCUCCGAGGCUGCUGGAGUCUUUGGCUGGGUUUGACCUUUGGGUUGGCGUGAACGGAGGGAGGAUGAUGGAUUUAUAUCAGAACACAAAGAGAUACGGGGCUGGGCUGACAAAUGUGAAUGAUUGACAGCUGGAAACAUGCAUGGUGACACUGUGACUCCGACUGUGUGAUUAUGUGAGGGAGAUGAGUGUUAUUACAGUGCGUGCGAGCCAGGAACUAUAUGAGAGGCUAUUGACUGACAACUUCUCUUGGGCCUCCCUGUGGCUGCAGAGCGAUUUUACAUCCCUGAGCUGCAGAUCGGGACGCUCGCUGUCUCUUUUCCAAGCUAUUGGGUAAAACCACAAUCCCUGAUGUAUGUGCUGUUACUGUAACGCUUCAUUGAUGAAUGAAAGUGAGACAAAGCUCCUUGAGGAUAUUUUCUGACUUUGAAUCUCUGUGUGUCGAGAUCACCCGAGGAUUAGGAAUUUAUAUUUAACUGCUUAGCAUGCGCGCUGCUGGCUUUUCACACAGCUGAACAGUGUUUAAAGUCUGUGUCUGUUCCUCUCUUGUUCAAGGAGCAUGUUUGAGUGACGAGACAAGGAGGAAGUGGGAUCUCUGACGCUCCGCCCUCCAGCUGGUGGAGCAUCCUGCACAUCUGACCAGAGACCCCAUAGUCACCUGAACAGGUAUGUGUGUAAAUGUAUAUCAUGCAUUGGAGCAUUGGGUUAAAUAUGCUUCAUGUGAGCUUCUUCAGCCAUUUUGCACAGACCAGGGACUGCGUUCGAGUUACCUCAGAAGUCAGAUGUUGGAGCUGAAAAUAAUGUCACUGAGUUACCAGCGUUUCAGUUACCAAGUCGGAAAAAAGCAAAAUCGGAGGCCUGACACAAGAUGGCUACAUCUAUGAAAGUUAUUUUAGCGCUUGUCUUUUGUUCGGACAAGGCAAGAGCUAAAAUAACUUUGGUAGAUGAAGUCAUCUUGUUUCCACCCCUGAUUUAGCUUUUUUCCGACUUGGUAACAGAAACACUGGUAACUCAGGUGUGACGUCAUUUUCAGCCCAGACUUCUGACCUCUGAGAAAACUCGAACGCAGAAUUAGAUACAGAAACAAGCACAAUCAAAAAGGAUGAAGAACUGCCAUGCUUUACAUCAAGUGUCGUAUAUACUGCAGGAUAUGAAAGGCAGUACGGCUCUGAGGGUCUUCCUAUUCCCAAAGCAAAGUCCACAAUGUGCAGCUUUUGUGCAGCUGUGUAGCUCUUGGUUAUAACUUAUCUUUUUUUUCCAUGCAGAGUUCACAAUUCAGAAACAUUAGUUAGACUCAGCCUCGGGUAGAGUUAAGAGCUGUCAUUGUAAAUGUUAAAAUAAUUUUUCAAAUUGAACCGAUGUUGGUACAAGAAAAUUAAUCUCCGAAAGUAAAACUCUAUUAUUUAGACAAGUUGUCACGUUGAGACACAUGUUCUCUGUAUUCAAGAGAAACCCAACAGCUGCGAAACAACACAAAAUUUCAAUCAGAUAGGACCGGCAUCACACCAACAAAGUAGAGCUUAAUGUUUCUCAAAAACAAGAAGUACGAGUGGUAAGUGGUAGUGAGAUUAAUAAUACAUUGGGGUACGUGCUUUAAAUACAAUUGGGCAAAUUUUUAUUUAAUGCAGUACUCGUAGAGCUCAAACAUGCACAUGAAUGAUGUUCUAUCAUCUGAGAAAAGCAGAAGAGCUUUUUUAACUUUUUGACAUCAGUUCUUUGGUGUCUCCUCAAAGCUUUCCCGGAACCAAUAAAACCGAAUAAUUCAAACAGCUGGUUUAAGAGGAACCAGAGUCAGUUUGAAGAACACAGCUCUUAUUUGCUCAUGGGACUGUUAAAAGAUUCGGGUUAAGAAAUUUAAGGCAAAAUGCAAUGUGGGAGGCUUGUAUUUAAAAGCUAAAGCGAUGGGUAAUGAGGUGCCUGUCACAUUUUUUACAUUUUUGGGUGGAGAUAAAAGAGCUGGACUGUUUAAGUGGUAAGUAAGCGGGGAGAUCCCGCUGUGAAGCCAGAGCCCCAUAAAUCCUGCCUGCUUGGCACUAGUGCUGGAAGGUAGCAACUCUUAAGAGCGGCCCAAAUAUGGUCAAAGCCAGGUAAAGUACCUCUUACUGUAGAUACGAUGAUUUGAUCAACUGUCUGUAUGAAAGCAUACCAAUUAUUUUAGUAACAUACGUUUUUUUGCGGCAAAAAAAUCAGUGACAGCGGUGUCAUGACCACCUCAGCAUCAUGCCAUGUCAGGUGAAAGUAAGAGAGAGGAAAUAUGGAGAGAGAAAGUGAGCUAAAGAGCUGUUAAAUGUAUAAUAGCAGCACACUGGCGUCACACAUCUAUACAUGCCCACUGCUGUGGUUUGUGUUACCUUAUGUGUGCUGUAAAUGUUUAUUUUUUUGAAUGUGCUUUGUGUAGCCGUGGUGUACUGCAUGAGAACUAGCUGGGUUCUCUCCAAUGACUAGGGAAGCCCCACUGUGACAAUAAUGUGUAUUGAUUUUGUCCGAAAAUGCCUGAGCAAUUGGAGAUUGAAGUAUUUAAUUCCACUUUGUGCCUGUGCCAGGCUGUUGACUGGUAAUCAAUGUCAGCUGGGACUUGAAAUUUACCACAGGCAGUACUCGGUGUUUUUCUUUUGGCCUUCGUAAAGAACUUUGUUUGGCUGCCUCAUUGUCUUUGUUUUUCUUCAUGACUCAGUGUUACUCAGAGCUCAUGACUUCUUUUGUUCAGAUCUAUUAACUUUGAGAAUCCAAAGUUAUCCACCUGUAGCUUACCAGAGCUUUACUCCUCUAAAGUUGAACCUAUGUCUGAAGAAGUUUAGACAGAUGUGUGUGCUCUGUUCCCCAUAAUGAACUCAGUCUAACAGUCUGUGUCUGGCUCCCCUUCCUCUUUUGGAUCUGUCUAUGUUGCAUAAUCAAGGUUUUGACUUAAAAAGAAUUGACCCCUCUAUUUUUACCCAGAGUGACUAUGUGCCAUGGCUACACCAUAGAAAGCAAUGGAUACAAGCAGCAUCUUUUCCCCUCCCUAGAAUCAGGCUGCGCCUCUACUUAAGCUAAGAGGAAUUACAACUAUGCAAACAUAUCACUACACCCAUCAGCUUUCAACUCUGUCAAGCCCACAAGACCCACUAAGUGCUUUUUGACUUCAAUGGCACUUUCUUUGGUUUUAUUAUUAAAGAUGCACCACAACAUACAUUUGGUGAGCUUGUUUAUGACAGAGAAAGAUAAUCAAAUAAAGUUGUCUGGUUUUGUUAAGAAUAAACUGUGUUAAAGGGAUAUUCCGGUGUAAAAUUAAGUUAGGGUCAAACACACCGUAACACCGAGUUAGACACCCCUUCGAGAGAUGAAUGUUGCCGACCACUUGCUUCUCUACUUUUACCAACUUUAGUAACGACCACAGCAAUACAGAGAGCCACACGCACAACCAAAACGCCACUCUAUAGCCACAAAUAAUGCUCAGAACAGCACCUAACUUCAUCAACAGGAUAUAUAGGGUCCCAGCCACCAAACAUCUUUUAUACUUUGCCUGAUUUCUUCAGCAAAGAGACUAAAUACAACUCACCUACUCUCUUCCAGCAGCCACUUGUUUGUAUAGAGACCCCCGGGUAAGUCCAUCGACUGCAGGGGGGGAUGCAGCUCAAGGAAGAACAUUUAUGAUCAUUUCUUUAUGGAAAUGCAAUCACACUGAACUGCUAAGGCAGAAGAACUACCGCGUCUGCAGUCCAAAAUGAUUAAUAUGGUGAUUAUAACUUCAGAGAAUGAUAAAGUAAUGAUCAUAAAUGUUCCUCCUUGAGCUACGUCACCCCGCUGCAGUCGAUGGACUCGCCAUGAGGUCUCCGUACAAACAAGCAGCUGCUGGAAGAGAGUGGUUGAGUUGUGUUUAGUCUCUUUGCUAAAGAAAUCAGGCAAAGCUAAAAAGAUGUUUGGUGGCUAGUGCUAUGACUGGGACCCUAUAUGUUCUGUUGAGAAAGUAAGGUGCUGUUCUGAGCAUUAUUUGUGGCUAUAGAGUGGCGUUUUGGUUGUGCGCGUGGUUCUCUGUAUUGCUAUUCUGCGGUCGUUACUAAAGUUGUCAUAACUAGAGAAGCAAGCGGUCGGCAACAUUCAUCUCUCAACGGGGUGUUUCACUCGGUGUUACGGUGUGUUUGACCCUAACUUAAUUUUACGCCGAAAUAUCUCUUUUAAUAGUGAAUAAUAAAGCAGAACAAACUUUGUGUUGAGUUAUGACACCAUGACUCUUCAUUGCUCCUUGCUUCGAUAAAUUCUAUCUCCCUCCCGUCUGCUUCAUUUUCUUUAAUACACAUAUAAACACAAACUGCCCAGAAGGGAGUCUCCUCACUCCCAGUUCUUACUUGUCAAGCUCUCAGUUACCCUUACACCAGACUUUUUUUUUUUCCAAAUGGUUGUGAGAAAAAGUGGUUGUGCAAUCUCUAUAGGGGGAUUAAGCCUGAGGUGGAGCGGGGAGGAGGGGGAUAUGUAGAGCGACACAGAGGAGGAUGUGAAGGGGGAAAUUGUGUUCUUGUCGGGGUGUAGUGAUGGCAACCGCUCUUGAAAGGAAACAGCAUCACUAAGAGAUGUGGGAGGAGGAGGUGGUGGAGCAGGUUGGCGGGGGUGGGGGUUGAAAAGAGAGAAAGAGGGUGGGAUACCAAAAUGGAGAUAUAAAAGAUGGAUAGAGGGAAUGUGAUUUAUCAAUGGAUCCGGGAUAUGGAUAGCCGGAGAAGUGUGCGUCUGUUUAAUGUCAAAGGGAGCUAUGCUGUUUACAAAAGACUUCAAAGACUCUAGUGCUUAACAUAAACUAGACUGACACACACUCUUCACACACACAUACGACACACACAGUAAAGCACGACCCGGGGCUGUGAGGGUGAGCGCAGAGGAGACCUGAGGUGUCCACUGCCAUGCCUUAUUAGAAAUACAGUGAGCGGAGCUGUAAAGCAGAGAGACAGAAGUGCUUGCGUAAAGUCAAUGUACAUGCAUAUAAAUCUGUUGUUGCUGCUGCUGUUUGGAGUGCAGCUGUCUGCUCCUGUUACUCUCACUGGGAUCUAAUAGCACCCUAGGAAACUAGCUGACAUCUCUGUGACAGCAUUGUGACAAGUUUGUGAGCAAGAGUUUAUAUGUUUGUGUGAUGAAGCGCUUCCAUGUCAGCGCCUGUCUCUGCUCGAAUGUGCUGAUCUAAGUUUGGCAUGUGUAUCUAGUUCUGCUGGGAAAGAUACCAGUAAAGUUGGGGGGAAAAAAAGUGGCCUCGAUGUUCCUUCUGUUGAUAUCAGAUUGGGUCAUGUUGCUGCACAGAGGUCAAGCGAGGCCGGCAUGAUCCUGCAGAUGUUGGAGAGGGAAGGCUGAAUUUUCAAGCACCCCGCUGAUCGUGGAAUUUUAGGAAUUUAUGAGUGGAGCCGUGCAAACAGUGAAACAAGCAAUUUGAUUAAUUCUGUGAGGAUAUCCGGUAGAAGAAGUGAAUUCUCCAGAUGGUUUUAAAGCAGGAAAAUACCAGGCCGGUGUUGUUUAGUGUCUUUCUCCCUGCGAUGUUGGACAAAGCUGGCUUUUAGCUCGUAUUUGAGUUAUUCAGGGAAGCUGUGAACACUGAAAAUUGACUGAAGCUACACACUGAACUGUGUCUCACAGAGAGUAGAGAGUUUAUACAUCAAAGAAAGUAGAUAAAUAAAAAAAGCAAGAGUGAAAGCUCUGGUAAGAUACCGUGACAAACGAUACAGCUUGACAAUUUAUAGCACUCAGCUAUCACCCACACUCUCUCAACACUUACUGCACUAGGAGUAACACAUAUGUGUGAACCAUAACAACAGUUUGGGGUGUGAACACGCUGAGCUAAUCGCGAUCGAGACAGCACAGAAAUCAGAGAGGUAUUUCUGUCUCCUCUAGUAUAAUUGCACAUUUACCUCCAGCAGGUUAUCGGAUGCAGGUACUGUCACUCAGUAAACCGAGACGCAACAUUAGAAAAUGAGAUUACAAGCUGUUAAUGUUCACAAAUGUUAACUUACUACUGUUUCAUCAGAACCAAACAUGAUAGGGAUUAUACUUAAAUACAUAUAUACAUGAAAUACAUUCACUUUUACAGAUAGGAGAUUUCAAUUAUGAAUUAACUCUCCACUUAAUUUUGACAAAUUAAAGUGUGUUACAAGCAAAACCUCUUUGGUAGAUAGUGAUAAAGUAGGGGUGGGAGAAAAAAUUGAUACAGCAUAGUAACUUGAUAUUUUGUCUGGUGAUAUAUCGUAUCGUCUCAUUCAUCAAGUAUCGAUUUUUUUUUAAAUUAAAUUAUAUGUAGCCAAAUCUUUGAUAAUGGAAAAAAAAAUCAACUGUUUGUCCAGUGAGGUUGGCAGAGGUGACGUCAUAGAGCAGGAGAAACGGAGAAUGUACAACAAACAUGGCAGCACCUGGGGAAGGACGUUAGGAAUGCAAGCUGGGCACAAAUGAGAUGGACCUGACACAUGAGGUUUGAAAGAUGUGCUACAUGAAAACAAAAUACUGUGUAAAUAAGACAAACAUAAAGGAAAGCCAAAUAAUAAAUUAGCUAAACAGUUGAAAAAUUGUAUUAAUCGCAAUAAAUUGUCUUGCAAAAUGUUAAAAAUCGCAAUAAUAUCAUAUUACGGCGCAAGUAUCGCGAUAAUAUCGUAUCCUGGGUCCAUUGGUGAUUCCCACCCCUAUGAUAAGGUAGACACAGUUAACACUUAGAGUGACAAACGUUUCCCUUGGAGUUCAUAUUUUCAGUUAUAAGUCAAUCCAAAAGUAUUUGGACCUACAGGUUUCAAUAACCUUUGGAAAUUACUCAUUUCAAUUCCUAAAAGCUAAAAAUUCUGUUCUUAAAUUUGAAACCAAAAUAUUUUGAGAACUGGCACAAAAAGUAAAGCAGCUGACAGCCUGAAACCAGACACUGUUUGUUUUUUAAUGAUGAUCAAUUAUGAGAAUAUAUAGAUAUAUUUCCUAACUCAGGACUAUCUGUAAAGAUGUGAAUUAAAUGUUGUAAUAACUCUAAAAGAUAAUCGUAAGAUAAAGAAUACACAUUCAUCGCAGGAUUCAAAUGUGUCUAAAACUAAUAAUACAGCUCCGUAGGUAAAGAGAAGAAAUGAGAAGUGCAGGUAAGAGCUACAGUCAAAUGGUCUGAUGUCAAACUGACUCAGACUUUUAAACCAAAGGUGAACAACUGUGAGUUUGUUUUGCUGCAUUUCCAUUGACCGGAUUGCUUUCGAGGAAUCAAAGACUGUGGCAGGAACUUGGUGGUUUAACUUUUUGAUAUAUCUAAGCAUGUAUUAGUAUGGACUUUUUCCAUAUUGUGCAUGCUGAAGGUUCUUGGCUUUGACUGGUCUGAACAAGUUAAAUUCACAGUGUCACAUCGUUCAAACUUUUGGCCUCAGCGAGCACCCAAGUCUGUGAAAACACAAACUCUGAGAGAACAGAUCUACACUUUCAUUUCCUGCUGUGCCCACACUUUGUGCUUCCAGAAUCCUAUCAGGUAGAAUUUAGAAACGCUGCUCUGCACUUCCCCAUCCUUUGUGGCUGUUAUGCAAAGCCAAACUAAGCUAAGCUAAGCUAGCUGUGCACAAACACCGUCUUCUUUUUUCCUCCUGGGAGAACGAGUGAAAUCACCAUGGCCAAAUUAAUUUCUCCCUUCUGCUUGUGCUGUUGCAACCUGAGGGAUCAGUGAGGCAGAGAAUCAGCCAAAGAGAGGAGAGAUGGUGCUGGAGGAGAGAAGGAAAGGAGAGCAGGGGAAUUUUAAUGUGGCUGUGUCUGACUCUCACUGCCUGCCAAAGAAAAGCAAUUACUAUCACAGCUCCCUCUCUCUGCUGUGUGUGUUUCUGUGUUUGUGUGCUUACCUGUGAGUGUGUGUUUAGCUGUAUGCAAGGAUUCUGUCGUAUGCUGAUCAGCUUGUACACUGCAGCACGUACAGGAACUCAGAUAUUGUGACUCUGCUUUGAGAGCAGCUCGAGCAUUGUUUGGAUACCACAAAACAUCCUCUCCAGAAACACAACAGUCGAUUAUCAUUGUGCUAACAGUGAUUCCACACAAAAUAAACUAAUUCCUGUUUGCUGCUACAUAAUUUACAAAUGCCGUCAAAGAUUUUAUGCUCUAAAGGGUAAGGCUCGGAACAGUUUUCACUGCAGUGCGCUGGUUUUAAGGCUCUUCUCUGAGUGUGAAGGCUUUUGCUGAUAAACAGCCGGCUGAUAAGAGCUGGGAGUAAGUCAGUCACUCACUCAGGCAUUCAGACAGACAGACGGAGAAGAGGAGGGACAAAUAGAGGCGCUGAAAUGAUACUCAGUCGUGGAGCCGUGGGAAGGAUGGGCUUUGAGUGGUGCUAGGAAAGAGGAUAAGAGAAGAAAUAAAGCGUGAUCCCCUCAUAGAGCUUUAAAAAGGCUGUGCUUACAUCAGCUCAGGACUGCUAUCACUCCUCACCUCAUCCUGUGCUUCAAUAAUUCUCCUCUUCUCUUUCUAUCUCUAUUUGCAUCUGUAGGAUGAGGAGGUUUGCCUACUGUAAGGUGGUUUUAGCCACUUCUUUGGUGUGGGUGAUGCUGGACAUGUUCAUCCUGCUCUACUUCAGUGAGUGCAACAAGUGCGAUAAUAUAAAGGAGAGAGGACUGCCCGGGAGAGACGGUGAGUGUGUUUUUGCCAAACAUUCAAAUCUGAUCGUACGGCAGCAUUCUCUGAUUGUCUGGUUUGUCUUUUUUGCAGAUACCCUGGCCAGGCCACGGGAUGGGCCCGGCGAAGGGGGGAAGCCUGUGGUGAUCCCCAAAGAGAACCAAGAAAAGAUGAAGGAGAUGUUUAAGAUCAACCAGUUCAACCUCAUGGCCUCGGAGAUGAUUGCUCUCAAUCGGUCACUGCCCGACGUCCGGCUUGAAGGGUGAGCCGCCUCCCUGCAGCUAAUAUCAGUCCUGUCACUUACUCUUACUCUGCUCAUCACACUCCCCUCUCCGGCACCCACUCUUGGGAAAGCCCAAACCAGUGAUGAACUAUUCGCCGGAAGCCAGACGUCUGGCCUGAAACCUGAACAAUCACUCACACAGAGAGAGCCAUUUCAUUCUGUAAAUGUAACUUUCAGACAGAGCUACCACAGAGGAUUGGUGGUAUUAGAAGAGACGGAAGUCAUUGAAAAUCCUAAGACCAUAAUUAACAGGACAGUGUGCCCUAGGAAGCCAUUAAAACAGCUAGAUAUGACAGGGUGUGGUGGCCUGAAAGAACCCAUGUACACUUCCUGAAAAACAACAUGUCCCAUUCCAUACCAUUAUCUGAUGGCACACAAUAUUUACUUUAUUCUAACUGUCUCCAUGUGCCGUUCCUGGUGUUUCUGAACAUGGGAAAAAAACAACACAUUGUACAGUAACAAGAAAUCAUUCAAAACCAGCAGUGAUUCAUUUCACUCAUGCUGUGAGUCCACAAUACACUAGUGUUCAGUUUAUCACUUACAGUUGUGAGCAGCCCUGUCAUUUUCUGAAGCAGUCUAUCAUGGGAAAGUACAGAACGCCUCCAAAAUCAGCCGCUUGAGCAAACUAUGGCGCCGUUACAGAUUAAUCUUUAUUGGUUCAGUGUAUUUGAUGCUCGUUGAACUCUGGUGUCAGUGUGCAAGGUCGUGGAUUUUUAGCAGAGAAUCAUGCAGUUUAAACUACAGCUGGAGUUGUUAAGGUGUCCUCUGUUUAUGUUAUCAUAGUUAUGCAGCGCUUGACACUAACUUUUUUUUCUCAAGGAGCACAUGUGCUCCGAAGUAGAAGAAGUAAGGAGCACACAAAGAACUGAAUGAAAAUUAAUCAAAUAAUGUGUGUCCUAUUGGUCGACAUAAGUACUAUUAUUUUAAAUCAAUUUUAGGUCAAUUGGUCACGUGACAUGGAAGCUAUUAAAGAAAAUGUUCAAGAUUUGCCUUUAAAUUUAACACAAAAAUUUUUAGAGGACAAAUUAGGGAAAUAAAGAGGUGUGUCUUAUUGUCCGACCUUAGUACUAUUAUUUGAAAUCAAUUUUAGGUUAAUUGGUCACAUGACAUGGAGGCUAUUGAAGGAAAACAGCCUCUUUUGAGAACAUCAACAGGUAAUUUAUUGAUGGUCCCUUAUUCAACACCCGAUGUUGACAGCGAAGGUGCAGAGUAGAUUUAACCGCGCUGCUGUUGCUUUUCCUAGUUAUGGAGACACCAUUGGAUCCGCAAUGAAUGUCCAUCGGAUCUCCAACCUAAAACUAACUUCACCGUGGUAUUUACAUGAAAAAAUAUUUGUUGCCUCAGCUGAUUUUCUUUAUGCGCACAUGAACCCCUAAAUACAUUUUACAAUUCACACACAUCUAUUUUUAGUCGCAAAUGCGAGUAAAACGGCCACACUGUGGAGUCCUGUUAUGCCUAUUUAAAGUGCAUGAAAUUGCAAUUCUAUAGUACAGCUGUGUAAGAUGUGUGUUUUUCCCUCUGCUGAGAAGAUACACUAAUUGUGAAAGCUAUUGAUGCUGAUUAGGCUGAUACUUAUCUCAGUCUUUGUCAGCUCUUUGUGACACCACGGGAUACUGAUAAGCAUAAAAAUUCAAGGACUUCCCCGUGCAGAUCAUUUUGCAACGUCAAUUUUUACAUCUCUUCUUGCUCUUGGCCUCUUUCUUAAAAAACAGUUUUUGCUGUGAUCCUGUCCAGAUCUAAAAUGUAACAAUGUGUUUGUUUUUUUGUUUUUUUCAUUCAGACUGCAUGAGCCAAACCACGGAUUUAAAAGUGGGCUUAGUCUUUACUGUGACUAUUUUUGGAAUCUUUAUUUUCUUAUACUUCUGGUGCGAGUAUAAAGCAUCAGACUCAAGCUUCUUAUAAAUGUUUAGAGGGUUUUUUUUAAAGGAGACACUGCUAGCCUGUGAUCUAAUGAGGUGACGUCAAGCUGCGGUAAUGAGUGUAACUAAAGCUGAAUAAGUCCUGACAGGUUUUGUGACAAUCCAAACUUUAUGGCUGUGCUGUAAAAAUCUAACUUUCUCAUUAAAAUUAAAGCCAAUUGGGUCACCCGAAAGAGUGAUCCUUGACUGUUCUGAAACACGUCACAUUUUGGGUGUGGAGGUAGGUCACAGUGCUGCACUUGAAAUAUAAAUUUAACCUUACACCAACUGUUCAUGACAAAAGCAGAAUUUAAUCAUCACUGCUCUGCUUCCCUCUUUACUUUGUUUAUGUCAUGCAAGGUUACUUGUGCAAAUGAUAAGGAGUUUAAUGUUACUCAAGCGUCUGCUGGUGCCAGAGGUCAUCACUUGUUCACUUUUCAGAUAGACAGACAGAAAAUGUCCGACCAGCAGACAGGCGAGCAUCCGGCCGCCAGCUUGGGAGAUAUGUCAAGGGUAGUUCAAACAGGUGUAAACCAACUCCGGCUGCCAUUCACCCCUUUGCUUUUGCCCUUACCCUUGCUUCAGAAGAAGAACAUGUAUAUAUUGAAGGUUUUAAAGGCCAUACACAGAGAGAGAGACUGAUUGACAGGCAUAAAGAGUGACAGGCAGGGGCACAUGCACACUAGACAGGCAGCAGUGAAAGAGGACAUUGAUCCGUGAAAUGGGUUUUAGUCUUUGAGCGAGAGUUGAUUACUCCUAGGUGUGUUUUCACUCAGCCGUCUCUCCGUCUAUCCGCUUUUCCAAUUAGGAGAUAAGAGAGAGUCAAUAUCAGCCAGGCAAGGGGUCUGCUGGUGAAUGUAUGCAUUUAUUUGUGUGCGUUGUGGGUACACAUGUUUGUGUAUUAGCAGCAGGUCCAGGGGAAAUUCUGAAUGGGGUUCAGGGGUUGUCAUUAGCUAAAACUUCAUAGAGGAAAGUCAAAGACUUGGUCUUUACAGGCAGGAAUGCAGCUGUUAAAAUAAAAUAACAACAGGGAAAAGGUCACUCUGAGCCUCCCAAAGCCUGUAUGUGUGAGGACAUGUGGUUGGGUGGAUCUACAGAGUCUGAAAAGACUUUCCAUGACCACACCUCUCAGAGACUUGACAUUUUCCCUUAUUGGAAUCAAGAGUGCAAUAUUUGAAUGAGGCAAACAUAUAGAUUUAUGUGCGUUCUUGUGUGUUAGUGUUUGUUAAAUGUUGCAAGAGUAAUUUAAUCAGAGCCAGUCUGCCCACCCAUCGUAACCAUCCCUACAAUCCACUGGCUGCAGAAACAGUCUGUAACUCAUUACACGGCUUCGCUGCUGCCAAAUCUCGAUCCCGACUGUUUGGGAUACACAGGACUCAAAACCACUCCUCAGUUUUCAAAUCCACAUCAUGUGACACAUAGUUACAACAUGCGUCAACACACGUUGGCCCUGGUGACACACAGGCGUGCUUGUUUUCCAUGAGCUGUGCAGCACAGAUCAUGUCUAAAGACUGGAAAGUCUGAAAUUUGAAUGUUUUUGUUUUUAAUACAGGAGAGGAAUAACGAACCGACGUGUGGAAGUUGAAAGACUCCAAGGGUGUCUCUGUUUUUGCAGUGAAUCAUCUUGUGUGCUCAUCAGCCCUCUUCACUCGCAGAAACAACACACAUGCACAGAGCACACUGAGAAUCACUGUGUGUUAUUUAAUAUGCUCCAGAGGCAGCUGCAGAAUGGAGCGUGUUUUUGACCUCCUCGCCUCUGUUGCUGAUACAUUCCUUCAGUCACAAGCAGAGAGAGAAAGAGAGGAAGCGCUUCUGCAUUCUCGAUCACAUUGAGUGAGGGAGCGAUGACGAUGGAGGAAGAGCGAUCAUAUUCUUCUUGGCUAUUGUGACAGUCGAGUCUGCCAGAGGAAGGAAGUCACAAUCCUGUUUCAGUUUGUGGAUAAAACCCGACAGCUGAGCAGCUCUCAGUGUCUUUUUAGGAAAAUUCUGACAUCAUUUGAUGUCAGAGAGCUUACAAGCAGGUAUUAUAGCAGGCUGCAGUUUUCUUCUCUCUAAAUGGAGCCAGUGUUUUUUAGUGAAAGAUGCGUCAUUUGAUUUUUGCCAAAGAGAUUAUCAUUUAUUAAGAUUUCUGUACAGAUAAGUUGUUCUACAGUAUGUGACUGAAAAGUGUUUCAAGCUGUUAUAAAGUGUUCAGUUUGGUUGCUGAGACUAUUAUGAAACACUUAAACCUGACUGGUGAAUUUAAUGUGAUAGAGGAUGACCUGGAAAAUUGUAGGGACGUCCCAAUCGGAUAUUGAUUUCCAAUAUCGGUCUGCUAUCAGCAAAAAAACGAAUAUCAGAUUAUAUCGGCCUGCAUCUAAAAUCUCUGAUAUCACUCCGAUACAAGCAGUCCAUUCUAGACUCAGCUCCAGUUCCUCUAUCUAGCAGCGCCCGGAUCCAGCAUGCAGAGCCCACGUAAUCACAACAACAGUGUGUACUACAGUACUAACAAAGUGGAAAGGAGUAGGAGUGAUGUCGACCAUGAGGCAGUAUUUUUUGUUUAAGUCCCAAAAAAGACGUCGCAGCGGAGUGCAAAACUUGUAAUGCAGAAGUUUGUGCCAAUAUCAGAUCAAUAUUGUUAUCUGCCGAUACUGAAGGCUUUAAUAUUGGUAUCCUAUCUGAAGUAAAAAAGUUGUAUCUGGACACCCCUAGAAAAUAGGGAGUAUUACUACUGUGACUUUUGAGUUCACUAUAAUAUAUAAAUAUGUGCUGAUAAUGUGAGAAUGUGUGAAUAUGUGGUGUACCUCAGACUGAAUUCUGCAACAUUGAAAUAAAACUGCCUGAGAUGUCAUCAAUCACUGAAGUCAGAGCUCUUACACCGAGACUUUGUCUUUAUUGCAACCUCAAAAUGGAUUUGGUUUAUGCCAAACUAAUAAAAAGGUUUUGCAAGUUGUAAACGGGGGCUGGGGUAGGUGAUUUGCAUAUAGUCCAAACUGUAAGCGGGUAUGACAAAGCAUUUUUAAAGUCAUUUUAACCAUAGAUUAUAGAGGUAGAUUUCCUGGAAAAAUACUGAAGAAUCCCACAAACUAACAUAGAGCACACAAACAAGCAGCAUUGAUGAGCCUUUCCUUUUAUUUUUGAACAUUCAGCACGUUGGAAAAGUUAAGCUGAGCAAGCUUCAAAUCUCCCCUAAGCUGAGUUUCUUACAACAAUCAAUUAAUCCUUCAUCAAUGGCUCCCCGGGAAGCAGAAAAUCCAUCUUAAACCCAUAAAUGUUGUUAAGAUAGAGUUCAGACAAACUGCGUGUGGUUGUUUAGAGUUUAAAUAAAUCUGUGACACACUCUUUACCUUAUUUCUUUAUAUCCACUUUCUGUGGUCUCCUGUUCUCCUCUGUGUCUUCAACAAAAGAUCUUAAAGUGGGCUGCUCUGCACAGCUAUGAUAAUGACUCACACUCUUAAUUAGCAUCACUUAUCAGCUGUCAUCAUGCUGACCUCGCUAUUUCUGUAUCGACUUUCGUCGUCUAAAUUUGGGGAUAUACGCUCGGUUUGUUCGCUCAUUACUCCCCCUCGGUUCCUUUGUUCGAAGACGCUAAAAAUAUGAUUUUUCAUGAGGCCAUAAAUGAUGAUCUGAUUAGUGCAGCAACUCCAUGACUGACUAAUGCGCUUUGGCUGAUGUUUUAGUCCUAGCUAUUUCUCUCGUUCAGCUCCAUCUCUCUCUCUCUCUCUCUCUCUCUCUCUCGUAGAUUCACUUGAGCUGCAUCUCUGCCUCGCUGUGUAGCAGUCUCUAAGAAUCAGACAGAGGCUGGGUUGUGAUGUCUCUACUCGAGUGUUUAUCUGUUUCUCUCGCUCUGUCUCUGUCAGCUCAGUUUUGUCUGCGUUCAAAGCCCACAACUUCACUCGGAGCACAUGCGGUUGUCUUUGUGUCUGUGUUGGUUAAGACACAGUUCUCACACUUCCUCUUCCUGAGCUGUGUUUUGUUCAAUCACAUUGACAGUGUGUUUCCCUUUCUGUAUAGGAUCAAGUGUUCGCUUUGCAUACAGAGGCUUUGUAUGCAAAGAUACAUGAAGUAUCCAUGUGAGAAGCGUGUUUCUGCCUCUAUUUGAUUUAUGUUUUCUUUCUGCAGGUGCAAGAACAAGUUAUACCCUGACAACCUUCCUCGUACCAGUGUAGUGAUUGUAUUCCACAACGAGGCAUGGAGCACACUGCUACGGACCGUCCACUCCGUCAUCGACCGCUCCCCGCACACACUGCUGGAGGAGAUUGUCCUAGUGGACGAUGCGAGUGAAAGAGGUAUACACUCAAACACACUGCAGAUAAUUCCAUCAGCGCCCGUGCCUCUUGUUUGAGGCUUAGCCUAUUUUUUUAUUUUUUUCAGGAGCUCCUGUAUGAUUUUACCGGGUUAGUGUGUGUGUGUGUGUGUGUAUCUGAAAGUGUGUUGGCGGAGAUACCCAAUAGCCAGUCAGCAUAUAUGAGUUGUGUGUGCCACUCCACCCUCUGCAAUGCUGCUAAUCCCUGUUUGGGGGAGAUUAGGUCUUUAAUUCGCCAGCCGCAGGGAUUACACUCUGUUAUUACCCUCAAUCCCCCCCACACAUCCUCAAGCCGCUACCACACAGCGCCAUUUAACCCUGUGGGCCCUCAGGUUAGAGUGUGUGAGUCAGAGGGGGUGAAUGUGAGCAUGUGUGUUUGGGGUGUGAGCUCGGUGCAGGUGUGAUGUAAGCAGACAUGCUGAGACACAUUCACAUAAGCAGACACCUACCUUUUGAUCUCUGUUGUAACCGAGGGGAACACUGAGGGAGUCUCUGUGUGUAUAUUCAAAUCUUCUCUGCAGUAAUGUGUUUUUUUUUUUUAUCGUGAAGACUUCCUGAAGCGGCCUCUGGAGCAGUACGUCAGGAGGCUGGAGGUUCCUGUCAGAGUGGUGAGGAUGGAGCAGCGCUCUGGACUUAUUCGCGCUCGCCUUAAGGGAGCGUCCAUCUCCACCGGCCAGGUGCGUUUUUGUGUGCACAUGUGUGACACCCUCUGACCACUGACCUAAUCUCCAUAUGGUGUGUUCACUGUUUUUUUUUCUUAUGUUUUCUCUCUGUGCUUCUAGGUCAUAACCUUCCUGGAUGCUCAUUGUGAAUGCACAACAGGGUGGCUGGAGCCUCUGCUGGCACGCAUAAAGCAAGACAAGUACGACGCGCGUUCGCAUAGACACUGCAAAGACACACACACACCGACUGCAAGCCUAAAAAAAAAAAUCAAUAAACUAUGUUAAGCUUGCAGGGGGCCUGCCCUUGUGUUUAUUUGAUGCUUAAUUACUCAUUCUCUGUUAACUGCUUUACCCAAGCAGGUACUCACAUCCACACAAUAACAAAAACACACACAAACACACACAAGGCCCUAUCGUAGACCCAGUGCGGGGCGAGCAGAGUGCGGUGCAUCUGUCUUUAAUAAGUGCUGACUGCUGCAGUCAUGGUCAAAGAUUUUGUCCAUAGAUAAAGAUCUUUUGACCAUUUUGAUCGAUCAUGUUGCACCACAAUUUAUACAGUUGAUGUGUCAAUUGAUUUCUGAACUGACAAUAAAAACAAACUUGUUUAAUGUUUAUUUGCUAUAUAAGCUUAUAUGACAUAUAAGUGCAGGUAGACAGUUAAAUUAAUGGAGUAGCAGAUUAAGAGACAGCCGUCGUUCUAACACUCUCAGCAUUGUGUGGCUGUUGCGGUGUUACCAGAUUACAAGAACAUGCCCACAGCCAUCUCCUCCCACGCCUGCCUCACCUCAGGGAGCUUUGCUGGAUCCCUGCUCUCGCCCUGCAUGGGCUGCAAACAACAGCUUAAGACCAACACCGGACUCUCAAAACAUAAACAUGCACACUUCUUAUGUAACACUUCCACUGAUGAUCAUGCUCUAAUAUUUAAGUGCCCACUAUGAGAGAAAAAUAAAGGCCAACUAUGACACAGGGGUGUGAACAGCCUUGAGUGUAGGGUUACAUCAGAUCCUGAACGGUUCAAUGGUUGUGUAGCCGUCAGUGAAGUUACUGCUGCUUGUGUAGUAUUUUCUGACAAUCCGAUGUGAAUACUGCUUGAUGAGAUUGCUUUGGGUUUAAUGGUUGCAUCAGGAUAUUCCAGUCAGCGGUCUUUGUGUAUAUAUGAUCACAGUGGAAGGUUAUGUAAAAGCGUGGUCAAUGCUCUCAUGCGCUGCACUUCAAAUGUUAUGGAUUAUUAAAUUUUUAAAUCGGACCUGAAGGUGCGAGAGAGUCUGAUAACUAAUGAGAGGUUGCAGUGUGGAGUGGUCUGUUGCUCAGCUGUUUUUUUUCCCUUCUCUGUGUUUGCUGCAGGAGAACAGUGGUGUGCCCCAUCAUCGACGUGAUUAGCGAUGAUACAUUUGAGUACAUGGCAGGAUCAGAUAUGACGUACGGAGGUUUCAACUGGAAGCUCAACUUCCGCUGGUACCCUGUACCCCAGAGAGAGAUGGACCGUCGCAAAGGAGACCGCACACUGCCCGUCAGGUGGGUUAUAUACACAACAGAAUAAACCCCUAAUGUGGGUUUGACACAUUUCGCAGCAUCUUAUUCAUCUUCAUACGCCACCAGCUCUGGAGCCACCACAGAGCUGCUGACCCUGAUCUCUCUGUUUGGUCAAGAGGAGAGAAUUUGUGGAGACUUUGCCUUCAGGGACGAAUGAAUUCAUUAGUAAAAUACUCUGUGAAUCAUGCAAUCAAACCCAGGCAGUUUAAGAUAACUUAUAUGCUCUGAGCUGCACUGCUGCUCCUAAAGGCAUUCAUAACUGAUGUGCAUGGAGUAAUCCCACUUCACAGUUGAAUUUAUCACACUUAAUAGUCAUGAUAUUUACCGACAGCAGAUAUACUGAAGGAAUAGAGUCAACUUCCUCUGUAGCUAAACCCAUGAUGUUUAUAUAAGAUUCUAUUUGGUAUUGUUUCUUGUAUCACCUCUCAUGACCCGACCAAAAUGAAACAGAUUUGUGCCUGUCUAUCAUCUCCUGCUCUUGGUUUUAAUGCCUGAUGCCAAUAUUCAAGGUCACACACAUAAUCUAUCUUAUAUAACUCUGUGCCUCUGUUUUCACUUGUUUUUCUCAGCUCUGCAUAACAAAACUUUCCUUAGGGUGUCUUCUAAGUGGCCCAAAAAAACAAAAAUGGAUUGUAGUGUCAGGGAAAGGACUUAACAACUACUAUACGCUAAUGAAAUGAUUUACAUAAGCCCUGUCCUGACGCAAACUGCAAACUGCAUUAUUGUGAAGGCUUGAGAGCUAGUUUAGAAUAACAAGUUGUCCCAGAGUGUUGCUCGUGCUUCAGGUGUCAGCUGGGGUCUGAAAGGUAAUGAGCAGAUUCAGUCAGAUAUGAUGGUUUUUUUUUCCUGUCACGCUGUGCGAGGCCAAAUAGAGGGAUACUUCAUGAGAAAACCUCAACAGCUGAACUGGAUGUUAUCGGCUCAUCUACCUUGUAAUUUGCCUAACUGGUAAAAGUCUGAGGUCACUUGCAGAGUUUCUCUCUACAGCUAUUGGUCAAAAAUCGAGCAUUUGAAAUGAUCUGUUACCAAUUAGGUGCUGUAAUUCCUCCUUGAAGGGAAGAGAGAAGAGAGCAGAUUGACAGACAUGGGUGUUUAUUAUGAACCUGGAUAUUACAACGAUUAUUCUCCCUCUGUAGUCUACUUCAAACAGAAUUAGCAAACCUUUACUGUAAGCUCUUUUUAGAUAGUCUUUUAAUAUGUCAGUUUAUAUGGAGGGUAUUGUGAGUUGAUAUAUCAAAGCAAAAACAUACGACAAUAAUUAGAGCUCUACUCAGGAGGAAACCGGUCUUUGAAGAGGAGAAAAAUGGAGAGAGCUGUGAGGCUAAUCAGCACGACCAACAGAGAAGUGAGAUCAAAACAGUGAAUGGAGAAAAAACAAUCAAGAAAGGUGUAAAAGAGCAGGAAGUGAGGAUACUGUGUGACCUUUCAAAACACUGCCCUUUGGUGACUCUACGUCACUCUGUGUGUCUCUCUCCAGGACUCCCACCAUGGCAGGCGGCUUGUUCUCCAUAGACAGAGAUUAUUUUCAGGAGAUUGGCACGUAUGACGCAGGAAUGGACAUCUGGGGAGGAGAGAACCUGGAAAUCUCUUUCAGGGUGAGUGAACGCACUCCCAGCCAACUAAAAUGACUGUAUUCUUCCAUAGAGCUGGCAGGCACUCAGGAGGAGUGUCUGAAACACACUCACUCACACACACUCACACUCACACUCAGGCCCAUCGCACUGGUGAGUCUGACUUCUCUGACUAAACUGUUGACUUGACUAAUACUUUGUCAGGCGUCAUCCUGACUGCCGUUUAAUCAAACUUAUUCAGACUGUCAAAACACAGGCAGGACCGAUCUGUGUCAUGCAUUUCCCUGGAGAGUUCACUGGCCUGUGCUGGUCCAGUAUUCAGGCCUAUAGUAUGUCUGCUCUGAGUAUUGAUGCUUGUGCUCCACAGAUCUGGCAGUGUGGCGGGACUCUAGAAAUUGUGACAUGCUCUCAUGUUGGCCACGUGUUCAGAAAGGCGACGCCCUACACGUUCCCCGGUGGAACAGGACAGAUCAUCAACAAAAACAACCGGCGCCUAGCAGAGGUCUGGAUGGAUGAAUUCAAAAACUUCUUCUACAUCAUCUCUCCUGGUGAGUUUGCCGUCGUGAAUGGUAGUGCGUCUGCAGCUGCGCUCAUGAAAGUAUGCAUGUAUGUGCUCGUGUGUGGAGGUUAAUCUCCAUGGCAGUUUUGAUCUACCCAUUAACCCUGUGACAGAGUGAUACAGCUGUGGUGACCCAGCAGUGCAGGACGGGGGGUGGCGAGUAAUUUCACGCUACGAAGCAUCUAUUGACUCACACAAGCAUACACACACUUACACACACACACACGCUUACAUACAAGCUGGCUCAGGAAAAGUAAUCAAAAGGAAAGUAAAAGUCCCCAAAAACUGUUUUUUAAGAGGCAAAGCAGCUCUUAGACUUGGCUUUUGGUUCGCCCACAAACUCAGCAAAUUGCUUUUGUUUUUAAGAGUCUCUACAAGGUGCAGCUGUUCUGUUUUGUGAAACUAUGCCAAACACAAAAAUUCUGCACCAGAGGGAGGAAAAAAAACGUAACAGCAGCCGCAAACACCUGCAAACUUGUUGAUGUCGCCACCUUGAGGGGAAGAAAGUAUCAGACGUUUUUACUCAGAACUUUACCUGCGAUCAGUGUCUUCAGCUGCUGCAGCACUCUGCCUGAGAGUUAGACUGACAGAGGAGUCUGAAAUCAAUCAAAGACAUAGAAUAAUACUUUCAUCCAGAAUCUCCUAACAAUACGACUAGUUGAGUUUCAACCACUUCCAACCCCAUUUCCACAAAGAGAGGGGGCUGUAUACAAUAAAAGUAAAGUAAAUCAAUGACACCCUAGAAUUACCUGAAAAGACACCAUAACAAGUGCUUUCACCACACAUUUCCCCAUCUUUUUGGAAAUCUUAAAGACCUCAAAAGUUGGGUCAGGCAUUUUUACAGCUCUGUUUCAUCAUCUCUCAACACUCUUGUAUGUCUGAAGGAAGUGAGGCAGACCAACUGCUGUCAUUUUAAAAUUGUAUUUUUUUUCACUGUCUUGCAUCUUAGAUGAUUCCGACUGAACAGUUGGCGGUCUUCUUUUUUUUUGGGGAUGCUUAUUUCUCACUAUACCACCAAAAUUGCAGCAUGCAUUGCUCUUAAACCUGUGACUAUUGUUCAGCCUUAAAUGGUGCCUUCACAAACGUGCCAGUUACCCAUACCAUGUACACCAAUUCAUCCCCACACCAUCACAGAUGCUGCCUUUUCAACGUGCGCACUGAUAACAAGCCAUAUGGUGCUCUCCUCUUUAGCCUGGAGGAUGUCCACAAUUUUCAGAAAGUACUUCAGUUUCCACUUCAACAUCUGAAACCCCGACAUUCUCUUCAGUUUUACAUUAAGAAACAUUAUUCUGAAAUUGUUUCACUAUUUAUUAUUGCCGUCUUUUAUGGAGGAGUGGAUGAAUUCCCAUUGACUUCAGAAGGACUUGACCUCUUCUCUAUGCUCUUUUAAAACCCAGUCGGUGUUGCCGACUUGCUGGCAGUCAGACUGUUCGGAGAUGUUCCACAAUAUAUAUUUUUUAAUAGUUUGUCCAACUUUUCAGAAACAUGACACAUGCUAGCAUCAAAUUCAAACUGAGCAUAAAUGUUCCCAAAACAAACAGAUCCUCAGUUCUAACAUUUGAUACGUCCUCUCGGGGUUUUCAGUGUUUUUGGAAACAUCACAUUCAGCUUCUAUUCACAUUUCACACAGCAUCCUGUCACUUUCAGAAAGCGGGUUGUAAAACAAAUUCUGCGUUAUCCCCAUGUGAGAGUUGUCUUCCAAGUUGUGUACAGUGUUAAAAUGUCAUGUUUCCCCCGUCAGAUCAAACACUCGUUCAGUCGGUGUGUUUUUUAGAAGUUGUUAAAGAAUGCUGGGCACAGGGAGAGUAGAUUUGUGGUGAGAUUUAUUAGCUCAAGCUCUAGCUUAGUUUUCUAGGUAGGUUGGCAGUAGCAGUAAUCAUCUAGAAUAUUUUGUCUGCUCAAAUCUUAAUUGUCACACCAUCUUCUGUUGUGUUUUUGUGCCCAUGCUUCUGUUUUCGAGCUGCAUUAUUGUCUCUCCAUCAGACAGCAAUAACUGAUGUUUCCGACACAGAAGACAAUUGUGGAAGCAGCUGCUCAGAACAGUGAACAUAAUGUUGUUGAUGGAGAAAAUGGGCCAACUGGAGGGAUAUUCAUCUGGGUCAACUAACAGCAACAUGGAGGAUAGCAUUGUUACCAUUUCUCUUACCAUUAUUCAAGCUCGUGUCACACGCUGAAGUCAUCCCCAUUAUUUCUGCUUCCCUCUAAGCUGUUUGUCUUGUUUCUUUUUUGCCACCUGGGGAAACACUUCACUCGACAGAGAAUGUGGAUAUUUAUUCAGGGGUCUGUGUAGCAUACAUGAGUGCAUGCUUCCUCUGCCGUAGCUCACUGAAUGACAUUUCUGACCCCUGCACAUCCUUUGAAAGGGAGCAAGGGAUUUCUCAUCUUUACCAGACUGUGUCAACUCCGGCAUCGUCGACUCGUAAACAAACACACUCGCGGUGAUUGUUUAACAUUUUUUAGCAAACACACGCAGCUUACUGACACUGAAGAGGAGGAUUAUCUGGAUUUGUGUGUUUGAAAUUCAUGUAUGUUAAUGUUGUGCUGUGUUAAUGACGCCCUUCUAAAUAAUGCUGAAAUGGAAACACUGACUCUGAGUAGCAGGAUUGUAGUUUGCCGCUAGAGUUGCUGACUUUCAUGUUGCUGUCUGUGUGUGUGUGUUUGUGUGUGUCUGUCAAGGUGUGACCAAGGUGGACUACGGUGACAUCACGUCUCGAACAGCACUGAGACAAAAGCUUCAAUGUAAACCCUUCAGCUGGUACUUAGAGAACGUCUAUCCCGACUCCCAGAUCCCCAGACACUAUUACUCCCUGGGAGAGGUACGCUCAUCAUCCACACAUGCACACACACACACACACACGUAUAUUUAAAUUCACACUCACACUGUCUGUCUGUCUGUCUGUCUGACUCACAACAUUUCACACACUGUAAUUCACUGUCAGCCAGACAGACGCAGAUGAAUCCUGGACUGACUGCUUCUUCUUAGCUGGGAUCCAAGUAGACACUGAGAUUUGGAUUUUUUUUUAUUCCGCUGUUUUCUGUUUGUGUUCUGCCCAGAUCCGAAACGUGGAGACGAACCAGUGCCUGGACAAUAUGGCCCGCAAGGAAAACGAGAAAGUGGGCAUUUUCAACUGCCAUGGCAUGGGAGGCAACCAGGUAUUUAAAGACAGAGAGGAAACCUCCAGAACACAAGACCUGAGGACUGUUUUUGUUUUUUAUUUGUUCCGCUUACGGCCAUUUUUAAGUAUUUCCAUAAAUACAAAAGGCAUUUAACAAGGGUAGCACAGCACAUGACCAGAAGGGAGCAGAUAGAAGACAAAGCUUAUUUUACCUGCCCCUCACUCAAAACAGAAAUAAACAAUUACAUAAGACGGUCUGUCCACUUCAGGUUAUUUUCCUAUGACUUUACAAACAAUAUCACAAUCACAUAGAAGUCACAGAGUGUACACAGUAAAAAGUUCUUUGUCUAAUAUGAGCCUGAAGUAACAUCCUUUUUGUGUCUUUCAGGUUUUUUCGUACACGGCAAAUAAAGAGAUCAGGACGGACGACUUGUGUCUAGACGUGUCCAAGUUAAACGGGCCUGUCAUGAUGCUCAAGUGCCAUCACCUGAAGGGGAACCAGCUCUGGGAGUACGACCCUGUGGUAAGUGGAGGGGCAUCGUGAUGAACACACUGGAUGUGAGGUCUGGUGUGAAAUAUCCUCAUAGAGAGAGAAAGAGUAAAUGCUGCUGCAGUUAUUUUUCAUUUUGAAUUUUGACUGUUUAUGUUUUAAAAAAAAAUAUUACUGCAAUUUUUUUUAAUCUGAGUGGAUUAAGAAGACUUUUUUGACACAACUUCACUGCAACAUUUCUGUCACUGAACGGAGCCUCUAAAUAAACCCGGAGAGUAUUUCGAAACUGAUCUCAGUUAUUAAACGACUUGCAUUUCUCAGCUGAAAUUAAUCUGUUUGAUUUACAUCCCCUCACACAUCCACUCUCUGUCUUUGCAGAAGCUGACCCUGAUCCACGUCAACAGCAACCAGUGUCUGGACAAGGCCAGCGAGGAGGACAGCCAGGUGCCCAGCGUCAGAGACUGCACACAUACACGCUCCCAACAGUGGCUACUGCGCAACGUCACACUACCAGAGGUCUUCUGACCACACUCUGCACAGUCCCAAACACACACACAAUCAUUCACACAGCAGCCCAGAGCGAGCAAUCAGGGGAACAGACCGUGUCUAUCCGAAACGGGCACAAAGAAAGCAAAGACUCCCCACGGAGAUAUUCAGGAUGAGAGCAGAACGGAUCGGACGGUACUACCUCUCCCCGAGACCAGAGGGAGGCGUGUGUUUGACUCUUCUCAGUGGGCUAGGAGAGCAAAGACUCCCGCUAUAGACGAUGGCUGUUUGAAUUUUGUUUUAUGUAUUUGUUUUUUUAAAGAGAUUCUGACCACGGACUGGGGAGUGAGACUUCACUCCUGGGCGUGAACAUGAAACUGACCGAUGGAGUCAAGAGUCUUCACGCACUGCUUCCCUGGACUACGCAGUCCACCCUCAACUCAUCACUUAACGUUUACUGGCUGCCUCUUACGAGAGAAUGUGUGCACUUCCAUGAGCGUGUGUGUGUGUGUGUGUGUGAGUGUGUAUUCCAAGAUGAAUGUAUGCCAAGAGAAGGGGGCUAAAUUCCUCGUUUUAUGUUUUUUUUUAUUUAAAUUUGUAAUGAAAAUGAACUCCGGUGAACUCCUAUGAAGAGGAUGUGUGUGUGUGUGUCUGCGCGCAUGUGUGUGUGUGUGUGUGUGUGUGUGUGUGUGUGCGUGUGUCUGAGGCCCCUCUAGUCUUGCAGCAGUGUGUGUCUCCCUCUGGUGUUUCUCAUUGGUAUUUCAUCCCGCAGACUAAAGCCUCCUCGCCGAGGAAUUUCCAAGAGACUGCACAUAAAAACUGAGAGGACGCGACGUCUGCUGUCAGCAGAGAACUAGAGAUAGAGAAAUAUGAUGUUUGUGAUAUCUUGAGAUUUCUAUGUCCAUUUUUUUAUGGUUUUCUGUUUCUACUGUCCUGUGAGAGUGCCACAGAGCAGUAACAUUAGUGCAUCUAUCUGUCUCUGUCGACUUUAUAGAUGUUUAACAUAGAGCUAACACACAAACAGGAACUCUGCAUAUGUAACUUAUGCUCACUGCCUAAUACUUUCAACCAUAAGGAAUUCAUACAAACACACCACCUGUAAACAUAUAGGAACCAGGCUGCACUGGUCUGAUACUCUAAACUAUUUUGUCAUAUCUUCUUCUCUAAGACCUCUUCAAGACACUCCAAGGGCUUUUUUUUUCCUCCACUGGAGUGUGUGUGUGAGUGAAUGUUUAUGAGUGUGUGUGUGUACGUGUGGGUCUUCAGUUAAUCCCGGUCCAUCGGCUCCCUGUUUACCAGGACAAACAGCUCUCUGAUCCCUCGCUGUUGGACACCCAGACUUGGUAGCUUCAAACCAACAGCAGAUGAGAGCGAAAUGCUGCUUUUCUUUUCUCUGCGCUCUCCCGAGGACGUAUUGACAAAAAGGAAAAGAAGCCGGGGACGUAGUUGUUAGAAUAUCAAAGCGGCAUGGCCAACGGGCGUCAGGAGACUUAAUCAGGGAAAGAAUAAUAAAUGUCAAGAGAGCCGAAGGCAGGGGAGGGUUGAACUGUGGGUAACAAAUGCACAGCAGCAGCAGACAUAUCUGAAAUAAUGACUAUAUAUCUCAUUCUGAAAGCCCACCUGCAGUUUCUCUCUUUUCAUAUCUCAGACAGCUGAAGAGGAGCAUCAGUGUGUCGUUCUUUUUACUUUUUCUUCACUAUCAAUCAUGCUGCCGCCAGUCAGGGCAGGAGAGGUGACUUCAUUACUUUUAUUUAACCAUUUCAGCUUCCUCCAGUGGAGGGGUUUACAUAGGACAAAUCCCCAGAUCAAGGUUGAGUGAAAAGACCAUUAACUGAUUUCAUGUCAGAGCGAGUGACUGUGCUGAAGGUGUGAAUGUGUGUUUUUUGUUUUUUUUAUUUGUGUGAGACAGAAGGAGUGAAUCUAUUGUUCUGAUAUUUUUUGGGGGGGGCGGGAGGGAUCAAGUAAACUGACGUGUCCAGGCUUCCACACAGAGCUGAUCCAAAUGUAGAAAAUUAUGAUGAAAAGUUUACAGAACAAUACAAGAGAAAUGUCGAUUUCUGCCUCUUUUUGUUUGCACACACACAAUAAAAACACAUUUUGUUUCCAGUCGGUAAA